AACAAAGUGAAACAUGGGUCAAAGUGUCCGGUUGCAGUUGCUAUGGUGGACAGUACUGUUUUCGGUGCAUUGGUUUAGUGAGGGCCAACUGGACGACAUCAAUGCGACAGUAGACAACCGGGUUGGACCGGUGCCAAAGGCGCCACUGGCUACGCCGGCGACCGUAUGGAAGCGACCUCGGAUUGAGUACGAUCGAGAUUUAGUCAUCGAGCUCGUCGAAGCGGCCGAGUAUCCGAUCGAGAAGCACGUUCUCACGACGAAGGAUGGCUACAUUCUGAAGCUGCACCGCAUUCCCGAUCCACAACAGUUUCCCGAAGAAUACGUUGAUCCAGCAACCAGUGACGAUGACAAUCUGUUACGCUUUGGCCCGACGAAAGCAUUCCGUGGAGUGGUGCUGCUGGUUCCGGGGGCCUUCUCGACAGCUGCCGAUUUCGUCGUGACCGGACCGGAGAAUGGGCUCGCCUACGUAUUGGCCGAUGCCGGUUACGACGUGUGGAUGGCGAACGUGCGAGGGUCGCGGUUUGCGCGCAAGAACGUGCAGCUAACCGUGGCACAGAGCGAGUUCUGGGAUUUCAGCUUUCACGAAAUCGGUACGAUCGACAUCGCCGCCAUCAUCGACUACAUCCUGCUGGAGACGAACGUGCAGCGGAUCUUCUACAUUGGCCACAACCAGGGUAUGACGGCGUUGUUCGCUCUGCUGACGACUAAGCCCCGCUACAACCGUAAACUGCACCAUGCUGUCGGUUUGGCUUCGAUCGCGUACCUUGGCACCACGGAUAAUCGGGUUUUGCGGCGGGCUGCCGAGCUCACGGAUCGAAUCCACGCCACACUGCGCUCACUAAAUGUGCACGAAAUUAAACCAACGCCGGACAUCAUCCGGCUGCUCAGCGGUGCGGUUUGUUCGGGCGAAACGAACGAUAUGUGUGCGGUUGCGUUGCGCGGCUUACUAGGGACGACAGUCGAUCGUUCUCGUGCUUUACUUCCAGUCAUAGUCGACGACCUGUGGUGCAGCAUCUCCACGCGGCAACUCAUCCACUUUGGACAGCUCAUGCAAACAAAAAAAUUCCAACAAUUCGACUUUCGGAACUACAUGCUCAAUACGAAGCAGUACGGGCAAGCUAAGCCACCAGAGUACAAUCUGUCUCGCGUGAUGGUACCCGUAUCGCUCUUUCACGGAUCGAAGGACUUCAUCACUUCCAACCAGGAUGCCAUGAAGUUAAAGAGCGAGUUGAGAAAUGUGAAAAACUUCAUCGAAAUCCCCAACAUGAACCACAUCGAUUUCGUGUACUCCAACCAGCUGUACGGCCAGGUGACGAGAAGGAUAAUUGACCUAUUUAAACAGUAG
Molecule: messenger RNA, 1345 nt
Organism: Anopheles darlingi
Lineage: Eukaryota; Metazoa; Arthropoda; Insecta; Diptera; Culicidae
Product: lipase 3-like
Exons: 5
Coding region: 14-1345 (443 amino acids)
Biological process (GO): lipid metabolic process
Molecular function (GO): hydrolase activity, acting on ester bonds
Source: RefSeq, a predicted model, not a curated record